This is a messenger RNA of Racocetra persica, 433 nucleotides long. NCBI's taxonomy places the organism in Eukaryota, Fungi, Glomeromycota, Glomeromycetes, Diversisporales, Gigasporaceae. The record is from the annotation of a GenBank genome assembly.
GGGCGAGACGGGAAGUUCUGCCAGUGCUAAACGAAAAGAUUCUUUGAGACAAACACGCAGACCCGAUUUUAGUAUAGUAGUUAAUGUAAAUGGUCUAAAAGUUGAAAUUGCUUAUCUUGAGACUGGCCGACCAGACUCUAAAUCAAGCAAGCGAGAUUUCGAAGGAGGAGAAUUAUGUUUUCCUCAACUUCAAGUAGUUGUACAUCUUCUAUCAGGACAAGUAGUGGCAUUUGCAUCCCGCAUAUUGCUUCAUGGCAAUUUUACAGUUAUAAAAGGCAUCCGGCAUAGUAUUGUGUACUUUGUGCAUAAUUCAUUUUUUCAUAAUUUAUGGGAUUUUGAUCCUGCAUAUAUUGAGGCUGGAAUUGAGAAAGGUAAUGGGCCAAUAGUUUCUGAUAGAGCUCUGACAAACCCGAACCGAAUCAAACAUGUUUGA